AUGGCCGAAGAAGCCCUACGAUCAACAAGUCCUAAAGCAAAUUUUCAUCGCCUGUCACGAUUGCUGAUGCGUGGAGGUGUGCAGCUUUUGCGGGAGACAUUAGACUCCAUUCACUCACCAGCUAAUCUCCCUUUGAGACUCGCUGAUCCUGUCACACAGGCACAGCUGAGAGGAGCACGACUUACCCAGCCAGAGAUGGUUUGUCUGUACCCAUCCCCAGGGGUGUAUGGCGAGUCCAACGAUUUUGACAUCACAUUAAUCUUCAAGUUACUCAGGACAAUUUGUAGUCUGACCCCUCCCCCUGGACCGAGAGGAUGGGAUGAUUUACCAAACAGCUCAGACUACACUCUGGUGGCAGAUUUAGUACGAAUAAAAUAUUAUCGAAAUGAGAUUUAUGGUCACCGUCCCACUAUGGAAAUAUCUGACAGCGAUUUUAUUCGUUUCUGGAAGGAAAUUAGUGAGGCUCUAUUAAGAAUUGCGACAAAUAUUAGUCCUUCAAAGAGAAAUGAGUGGGAGAAGUCCAUUGCUGAUCUUUUUCUUGAUCCUUUGACGCCAAAUGAGUUAAGAUGCAUUGAAGAGCUAGAGACCUGGUAUAAGCAAGAUAUGGAUGUUAAAGAUGAAUUGGUAAAGCUGAGAGAGGAACUGGGAGAGGAAUUGAGGUCUUUAAAAGCCGCGUUCGUAGGUUAGUAAAAGAGUAAAUUUAAGUCCCAAUCAGACCAAAAUAAGGAAACCUUAUCUUUAGUUCCCUUUAAUGUUGAUGCAAUGUUGCCAUUUUUCCCGAAGAUCCUCAUUUAAUUACUUUGACCUUGCAUAUUUUCUUUUAACAUAAAUUUACAAAAAACCCAUGGGGCUCUUUUUUGAGUUCAAAUGCAGGUUAAUAUUUUGUUGUUUUUCUAUCAGCCAUACAGAUGGACGUAGAAAGAUAUCAUCGAGCCGCUGGAUCCGAACCGACGGUCCGCCUAUCAUUACCUGAGCCGGAAGAAGCAGCGGAAGCUGAUGACCCUGGACCAAAUAAUCCACCAGAAAUAAAUAUUUGGAACGUAAUUUUAUCAUUUAAAAAACCAGUUGAUUUAUUUCUACGGUACUUAAGGUAUAAACUUAAUCUUCCAGUGCAUAACAGUGAGGUAGGGAGCUGGCAUAUAACAGUUGAAUGCAGUUCACUGCAAGUCCUUGAGGGAUUGUGGGAAGAUUAUUGCAGUGGUCAUCUUAAUUCCGUUGCCCAGGAAAUGCUGAUAACGCCACAGGUUUUGGAGAAACUUGGUCUUACUGAGCUGAAGUUGAAGACCUUUAUUUCCGAAGAUCAGUAUGAUAAAGGGAAAAAGCUGUUAGAGGCGAGCUCAGGU
Molecule: messenger RNA, 1343 nt
Organism: Pocillopora meandrina
Lineage: Eukaryota; Metazoa; Cnidaria; Anthozoa; Scleractinia; Pocilloporidae
Source: the annotation of a GenBank genome assembly